AUGAUAGUUGGUCAAAAAUUCUUUCAGCAUCUCCAGUUGUUAGUCAUUGUGCUAUUUCUGAGCUGGAGAGCCACUUUUGAGCACUCUACAGGGACGGAAGUUGGUAUCAAGUGCUUAGAGAAGGAGAGAGAAGCUCUUCUCAAGUUCAAAGAUGAGCUUAUUGAUGAAUACGGCAAACUCUCUUCUUGGGGAAGUGAAAAAUAUAAGAAGGAUUGCUGCAAAUGGAGGGGUGUCACUUGUGAUAAUCAAACUAAUCAUAUUGUUGAGUUGAACCUCCUUGGUAUGUCUUUAAGAGGUAACUUUAGCAUCUCCUUGCUUGAAAUACAACACUUGAAAUAUCUAGACCUCAGUUACAAUGAUUUUAGUGGGGAAAUUCCUCAUCAUCUUGGCAACCUUUCUGAAUUGAAUUCUCUGAGUCUUGGCUCAUCUAAUGAUGGUUCACUAACUAGCACAAGUCUUGAUUGGCUUUCUCGACUUAAUUCAUUAAAUGACCUGUCAUUUUACUAUGUUAACCUCACAAUGGCAACCGAUUGGUUACAAACAAUAACUAAGCUUACUAAGCUCCAACUUUUAGAAUUAUAUUCAUGUAACCUGUCAAUGGUACUUCCUCCCUCACCUUUCAAUGCUUCUAAUUCUCUUUCUUUCAUUAUACUCUCGGGAAAUGAGUUCUCUUCUUCUUGGAUAUUUCCUUUGGUGUUUAACUUAAGCAGUAGCCUUCAUUUCCUUGGCCUCUUUUCCAACAAAUUGCAAGGUGAGAUUCCAGUAUCCUUGAGGAAUAUGACUAGUUUAGCUGGUUUAGAUUUAUUUAAUAACCAAUUCACAGGGGAAGUGCCUCAUCUUGCAUUACCUUCCUCGUUGGAUUACUUGGAUCUUUCUUACAAUAUGUUUACUGGUACCGUGACCCGAUGCAUAGGAAGCCUUUCCAAACUCCGACGUCUCUCUCUUAAUUCAAACAACUUUGAAGACAUAAUCACUGAAUCACUUUUCUUUAAUCUUUCCCAUUUACUAAUGUUGGACUUGUCUUACAACCAAGGUAUCUCGUUCAAUAUCAGUUCAGGAUGGAAUCCUCCUUUUCAACUGAUAUAUGUAUUUUUAUCAGGUUGCAAAGUGGGUCCACAUUUCCCCGCAUGGCUUAGAACACAAAAGAGAUUAGAGUAUCUUGAUAUCUCUAAUGCUGAAAUUUCAGACACCUUCCCCGAUUGGUUUUGGAAGUCAAGUCCAAAACUACGGAAUUUAAAUGUAUCACAUAACAAUUUUCAUGGUGUCCUUCCUGAUUUGUCGUCAAGUGGAUUUGUCGAGUAA
Messenger RNA from Fraxinus pennsylvanica, 1302 nucleotides. The record is from the annotation of a GenBank genome assembly. Lineage: Eukaryota; Viridiplantae; Streptophyta; Magnoliopsida; Lamiales; Oleaceae.